AAAGCCCAUCGAGCUUCACUCAGGUGUAAGGAACUGCCUACACUUUGACAGCACACGGCAAAUAGCCAACCAUGGCGACAUUAUUGAAUAUUGUGGAGGCGACAGACAAAAAUAUGGCAGGGAUUUUAGAAUCACAAGGUGGAAUGAAACGGAAGCAAAAUCUUGAUUCGGGUUCGGGGUACACAGCGAUGACAAAAAUCGUGUCGGCUGUACCUUUUUCAGCCAAAGUCUCUGUGGCUGAUGGAACUCUUUCGGCCGAAAGCUCGAUCAGUGAUAACGAUGCCUUGAUCACGACGCCUUUAGAGCAGAACGAGAAUGCAAAAGCUAUAGGAGACACACGGAGCUCCACCGUAUCGGUGGUCCUUGAUGGUCAUGUUGUAUGUGGAGAAGAUUCAAUUCGUGAUUCAUCAAGUCAUGAGCAACCCAGUCAUACGCUUCAUUUUACUGGUGAAAGUUCAUCUUCCGGACCCAGCAAGCGCAAAGUUUCAUUUUCUGAGAGUGACAGACGCGGCCCUGCCAAGAAGCGCCAUCGAGAUGGAUUGGUAGUUGCUCGAAAUCUGCACACCAUUGCUCCGGCUCCGAAAGCCACCGUUCUUUUGGCAUCUCCAACAGAUGUGUCCGUGUUGAGUCCCCUACAUAUUUUUAUCCGGCAAAAUAUUGAGGUUUUCUCGGCGAGCCAAGUUGAAAUGUCACAGCCUGCUCCAGGACGCAAACAUCCUAUUCAAUUGCACCAAAUAGGUCUCAGAUGCAUUCAUUGCCGCCACUUACCCCCCAGAGAUCGAGUUAAGCGUGCCGUCUGCUACCCAAGUAGCGUAGGGCGGGUGUACCACUCUGUGAGCGAUAUGAAGUUCGACCAUUUUAGCGGCUGCAAGGGACUCCCUGAUGCAGUGCGCGCACAAUUUUUCGAUCUCAAAGCUGGAAGUAGGGAGAAACGAGCUAAGUCAUCGCCAGUAAAGGUCGCCGGCUGCUCUACGUCCACCGCGCAAUACUACCAUGAUACAGCAUGUGAGAUGGGAAUGGUUGAUGGGCCCGGCGGAGUGUUCAUGUCCAAAAGUGUUCCGCUCUGUGAAAGCCCUAAAAAGGUCAUCGAUUUAGACAACGCUCCUGUUAAAGCUGAAAGUCCGGCUUCUUCUGCUCGCGACGGACUGAGCCUUGUCACCGCCAAGACCUUUUCGCAGUCUCUCCAAGAUCUGGCUCUUCACCGACAAAUAACUGAAGUUGUGUUGGCCCAACAAGUACUAGCCCCGUAUUUCCUUUCACUCAUGACCAACAGGUGUCUUGAAACCAAGCUUCCGAAAAAUAUUGUGUCUCCGCCCCCUGGCUUUGCAAGCAGUCUUGUGUUGUCGUCGCCUACGGAUGAGCAAUUUUUGAAUCCUCUUCACUGCUUCGUGCGUCGCCAUAUCGAAAUUUUCUCUGCAACAAAAGAUGACAUUGCCGCCCCGUCACCUGGGCGAAAGAGUCGCGUUGUCUUGGGUCAAGUUGGUAUCCGAUGUAUACACUGUGCUUGUCUUCCUAUUAAAGAGCGCGUAAAGAGAGCAGUUUGCUAUCCCCCUGCAAUCAGUGGAGUCUACCAUUCCGUUUCUAAUAUGAAGUUUGAUCAUUUUGGAAACUGUCGGGGCCUUCCGGAAGCAGCACGUGUUGAAUUCUCCGCUCUACGAGCUUCGCAUGGCCGCCGAAAUACAGGGGCACCAAAGGCAAGUACUCGAGGCAUAUCAAAUUCGACAGCCCAGUAUUAUUAUGAUUCCGCUGUGCGGAUGGGACUUGUCGAUUCCACUGAGGGCAUCCGAUUAAACAAAGAGACUACUGCAGUGAGUCGACAAGAGCGUACUCGAGAUAUUCCUGACGGUAUAUCUGCCUUAGUGAUUGCGGCGAACGAUCCGAAUGUCCAGGCCACGUAUUAAAGCACACUGCCAUUUAUAGACAAGUAGAUUUUACUC
Messenger RNA from Phaeodactylum tricornutum CCAP 1055/1, 1937 nucleotides. RefSeq lists its product with no specific name. The record is from RefSeq and is a predicted model, not a curated record. NCBI's taxonomy places the organism in Eukaryota, Bacillariophyta, Bacillariophyceae, Surirellales, Neidiaceae. The transcript has a single exon. The coding region runs from base 72 to 1901 and encodes 609 amino acids.